UCCUCCUCCUCCUCUCAGGCUGUGGUUUUUCUGUAUAUGUUUCUGGAGUCCUGAGCCUGAGCUAAACAAAAGCAGGAGGCUGACGGGGCUGCUGGAGUUUGCAGAGACACGGAGGAGGAGAGAGCCUGUGCUCUGCCUCGCCGCCGCGGCUGGGGGAGAUCUGGCUUUUGCAACAGCCCACCCCCUUUGAGAUCACUCUGGCCCGGAGUGGGGGUGGGGGGCAGCGGGGGGUGGGGGGGAAAGUUUGCAUUGCAAUCCCCCUGCCUUCCUCUCCUUUCUCCCGAUCAAUGCAUAUUUGCAAAAGGAUUAAGCCACAGAUUUAAGCGCCGGGAGCCCAUUUCUGCCUUGCAAAGGAGACCGGACUGAAAAGCCAAAAGCCAGCUCUGAUUUCUUUUCGUCAAGUAGGAAGGUGGUUUAUUUUUCUUGCUUUUUGGAGUCAACACCCUUCCCCACCAGCCCUUAUCCCCACCCUCACCCCGCAACCCCUUCACGCCCCCCUCCCCCUCCCCACUCCCCAUCCUCCCACCAUCCUCUGAAGAGGCAAAGGGAUUUUUUUUUUUUUUUUCUUUUGGUCUUCUUUUUUCCCCCUUCCCUGUUUAUCCUGAAAAGGAUUUGAAGACAGCUUGAAGGAUAAAAAGCCUUGGUGCUUCCCAGGAGCCGAGCCGAGGAGCAGAAGAGGAAGAGCCGGGGGCUGCCGUUGCCUUUGGAGAUGGACGAGCAGCCCAGGCUGAUGCAUUCCCAUGCUGGGGUCGGGAUGGCCGGACACCCCGGCCUGUCCCAGCACUUGCAGGAUGGGGCCGGAGGGACCGAGGGGGAGGGCGGGAGGAAGCAGGACAUUGGAGACAUUUUACAGCAAAUUAUGACCAUCACAGACCAGAGUUUGGAUGAGGCGCAGGCCAGAAAACAUGCUUUAAACUGCCACAGAAUGAAGCCUGCCUUGUUUAAUGUGUUGUGUGAAAUCAAAGAAAAAACAGUUUUGAGUAUCCGGGGAGCCCAGGAAGAGGAGCCAACAGACCCCCAGCUGAUGCGACUGGACAACAUGCUGCUGGCAGAGGGGGUGGCGGGGCCGGAGAAGGGUGGCGGCUCGGCCGCGGCGGCUGCAGCGGCGGCAGCUUCUGGAGGGGCCGGUUCCGACAACUCCGUGGAGCAUUCCGAUUACAGAGCCAAACUCUCACAGAUCAGACAAAUCUACCACACGGAGCUGGAGAAAUACGAGCAGGCGUGUAACGAGUUCACCACCCACGUGAUGAAUCUCCUGCGAGAGCAAAGCCGGACCAGGCCCAUCUCCCCGAAGGAGAUCGAGCGGAUGGUCAGUAUCAUCCACCGCAAGUUCAGCUCCAUCCAGAUGCAGCUCAAGCAGAGCACGUGUGAGGCCGUCAUGAUCCUGCGUUCCCGGUUUUUGGAUGCGCGGCGGAAGAGACGGAAUUUCAACAAGCAAGCGACAGAAAUCCUGAAUGAAUAUUUCUAUUCCCAUCUCAGCAACCCUUACCCCAGUGAGGAAGCCAAAGAGGAGCUAGCCAAGAAGUGUGGCAUCACAGUGUCCCAGGUAUCAAACUGGUUUGGAAAUAAACGAAUCCGGUACAAGAAGAACAUAGGUAAAUUUCAAGAGGAAGCCAAUAUUUAUGCUGCCAAAACAGCUGUCACUGCUACCAAUGUGUCAGCCCAUGGAAGCCAAGCUAACUCACCCUCAACUCCCAACUCAGCUGGUUCUUCCAGUUCUUUUAACAUGUCAAACUCUGGAGAUUUGUUCAUGAGCGUGCAGUCACUCAAUGGGGAUUCUUACCAAGGGGCCCAGGUUGGAGCCAACGUGCAAUCACAGGUGGAUACCCUUCGCCAUGUUAUCAGCCAGACAGGAGGAUACAGUGACGGACUCGCAGCCAGUCAGAUGUACAGUCCGCAGGGCAUCAGUGCUAAUGGAGGUUGGCAGGAUGCUACUACCCCUUCAUCAGUGACCUCCCCUACAGAAGGCCCUGGCAGUGUUCACUCUGAUACCUCCAACUGAUCUCCCAGCAGUCGCAUCCCGGCUGACCCUGUGCUCCAGUCGGGGCAGGGCCAGGAGGGAGGGUUUCUCAACGCUGAAGCGGUCAGACUGGAGGUCGAAGCAAUCAGCAAACACAAUAAGAGUCUCCUUCUCUUCUCUUCUUUGGGAUGCUAUUUCAGCCAAUCUGGACACUUCUUUAUACUCUCUUCCCUUUUUUUUUUUUCUGGGUAGAAACCACCCUUCCCUGCCUCCAGCUGUCAGCCUGAUGUCCGUCAUCUUCCCCGCCCCCUUCCCUCUGUCCUAGACUCCCUGGGUCCCUGCCCUCUAUGACAUCCCUGAAGGAUGUUUGAAACAAUUAGAGGAAUUUAAAGAGGAAAAAAACACAAAGAAAAUAAUAAAAACAUUUGUAUGUUUUCAUGCUGGUGGUUUGAGGAGCCAAAUUUACCUCCCUCGGAUCCCCUGCUCCCUCUGUUAACAGGCAGUCCUUCUCUGCUUCUCUUGUUACUCUCACUACCUCUUAGCAGGCAUACGCCACGUUGCCCUACUCAUUUCAGGCCGCCCUGCCUCCUCUUGCUCUUCCCUGCCUGGGGGCGAUUCUGAUUAGAACACAGUUCCUCCUCUUGCUUCUCAGCCCCAGGUAUUCACUGGGGCUGUCAUUGCUGGGCUUCUAAAAGUGCCACAGUUUCUGGUGUCCCCUCCGCUGGGUGGAUUCCCAGGCAGGAAGUCAGGCAGCAAGAGAGGGCUCAAGGAUUCUUAGAGGCUUUUGCAUCUUCCCGAUAAUAGCUCUUGGUUUCAGAGGCACGGUCUUUGGAGACCAUGCAGUAAGCGAUGUUCAGAACCUGCUGCAGAACCAGGUGUGAGUUAGGCAUGGUGGUAAAUGCAUCACUGAGGAGGAGAAGGUUCUUAUCCUGCAAGCCUUCGCCUAGUCCCUCUCUCCUUUCCUCUCUCUCUCUCUCUCUGUCUGUCUGUCUCUCUCUCUCACACACACACAUACAUGUAGACACGUGUACAGCCUCACACAUUCACUUGCCCCAAAUCAGUCCCAUGCCACAUACGAAUACCUGUGUUAGUAACUAUAGCAUUACGCCUUGUGAGCCCAAGAGAGGGAAUUAAGAGCUCUGAGUGAAGGUCACUGAUACAGAGAAGCGGUAUGUGCCGGGGCUUCCAGGCCCCCAGCGUGCACACACCAGAACGACACACACAGGACUUGAUCACGAUGAAGGCCAGGUUUCCAGUGUAAACUGACCCUGUUCUCGCCACCUCUGGAGCUCUCAGGGAGCCACACACAGUACUUACAAUGUCUACAGUGGAUUUGAUUCUGUUUUGUUUCUGUGUGUACGUUAGGGACAUUGCGUUAAGUAUCCGAAGUGUUAAUACGGCACCAUUCUUGUCCUGGAGGAGAAAGUUGUAUAAGAACAUGGCUCGGGCAAACUUUUUGCUUGCUUACCUUGAAGACCCGAGAGUGAUGGGGACCAGGGAGGUCAUGCUUUCAGUGAAAUCACCUGCGGUUUCUAUUUCCUGGGAAUAUCUGAGGGUGAAGAGUAGGUACUAGAGAGCUGUUCUCUAAUGUCACCUGAGCUCACAUUCUUCAUAGCCAGCUGUGCCAGCAAUGAAGAUGGCAGCUCUGUCACUUGAUUAAGUGAGAGAUGGUCAGAUCUCUUGAUGAAUCCUUUUCUUCAUCUGUAAAAUGGGGGUUAUUAUGCCUGGUUCACCAAGAGGCUUGUGAGGGACUGAAGAAAUCGAUUUCAUUCAUGUCCAAUCUGUAAUUGUGAAGUGAGAGGAAGUAGCAUCCCUAAGAUAAACUGGUUUGUGUCACGUAGGGACAAUAAAUGGUUUUCCAGUCCUAACUUCUGGUUAACAUUGGUACCCUCAGGUCAUCACCAUGAUGACAAAGAGAAGGGUUAGUGUUGUUGGUUCUGUUUGUUUUGGUCUGCUUGGUUUCUUAGAAUAGUGCUAAGUUUCUAAAUUGGAAAAAAUGGGACCUGGUUCUCUUAGCUUUUACUUGAAUCCGAUAUGUGGCCUUGUAAGUACUUAGUCCCCUGUCACAUCUACUCUGUUUGAGAGGCCUCUGGGAGAGGUAUGAGACCCUGAGGCGUGAGGGUGGCCAGCUAACAAGGUCAUGGACAUUCUGCGUGACAGUACGGUAAGGCUUAGAAAAUGUUCCUGUGUGUGGGUGUUGGGAGGUGGGGGGUUAACCUAAGGAACUGGAAGGUGUAUGUAUUUGAAGGAAAAUGCAAAAGGUAAAUAUUUGGCAAGAUGGCAGUUUGCCCGGAUGACGGAGAGCGGUGGAAAGACUGUCUUCUAACCUGUGCCAUGAUCAGAGCAGAGCUUGAUAAAGAGGAUGCCUGGAAGUAGCCAUCUUGUGACUAUUCCCCAGUGAUGAGAACCAGUGGAGAACUUUGUCUGAGUGGCAGGGGUUUGUUGAAACUACCCACACAGGCAUAUGGUGGGAUUGCAUCCCUCUGAUUAGGGGCAAAGUACAAGAGAGACACGAAAGGGUUCUCUUGGGAACAGGAAGAAUGAUUCUAGAUUUGGGUUGAAUGAUUGCCAUUUUAAGUUGAUGAAAGAGAUCAGAGCGGUGCUCCCUUUGCACAGGCAGUUUCCCUCCCUGCAGGAAUUUGCACGGAUGAUCGUCUCUCACAGCAUCUCCCCCCACCCCCCCGCCCAGCACUUCACGCAGUGCUCUUUGCAUCCAGUACCUUUCCCACGACCUCCCCUCCUCGCCCACGAUCACGUCCAACAGGGUGGCCACCAGACCUCUUUGCAUUAAGCGAAGCAUGAGAAUACUGGCAGUGGAAGGAUGGGGAUGGAAAGAGCGUGCCUCUGGAAAUACAGCUCCCUGGGAAUUCGUAUGACGGCAAUCCUACAGAUACCAAAACGUGCCCCAAGACUCCUUCAUUUUCUGAUGGAAGUGGGAGCGCUCUGUUUUCCCCGGCAGAAGAUUUCCCCUGAGAAAUGCUACUAGCCCUAGGGUUUGCCCACCUUGUAACUCUUCACCAUAUCCUCCUUUUCAUCCCUAACUCCUCUCCCUGGGCGUGGAAUUAACUCCCGUGCAGUACUUUUGCCAAGUGGCACCUUCUUUACAUUUAUUUUUUUAUUUUGCUGUGGUGGUGGUUCUUUAUUUACUGGUUGCCUUUUCUCUAACAGAUCUUUCCCCGCGCGCGCCCCCCUUGCCCCCGUUCCUUCCGAGUUUUAUUUUUCUGCCCAGAAAAACCUGACUUCGAUACCAAAAAAAGAUGAAACUACAGAAACUCAAAUUUAAAAAAAAAACACUUAAAAAAAAACCACAAAAAAAUACUCAAUGAUUCUUUCAGCUUUAUUAACAUUUUCCAUUGUUUCUUGCGACUUGUGUCUCGUUCUUUGUAGUAUUGAUGAUGAACAUUUGAGAAUGUUCUUGUAUAUUCAGAGAAAGAAAAAAACCAAAAAAGCGGUCUGAAUUUCAUAGUGUUUAUAAUAAAAAUUUUAAAAAUGACCCUCAUAGCACGCAAAACAGGAUGGGGAACUUCCCCUCUUCUUUCUGUGACAAUGCACAUCAUUCCUGCAUUCGUUUUUUAACACCGAACGACCUACAUUCACCAUUGGCCCCAUGUUCCUUUUAUUUUCUUGCAUUUGUGAAUUAGUUCAAGAAUGCUAGAAAAGUGUCGAGUUGUGCACAUCCAUUUCCUGUUUCACGAUGUUUAAAAGUGACAGUAAUUCAUUUUGUAAACUAAAAAAAAAAAAAAAAAAAAAAGAGGUUGGAAUAGU
Molecule: messenger RNA, 5725 nt
Organism: Hippopotamus amphibius kiboko
Lineage: Eukaryota; Metazoa; Chordata; Mammalia; Artiodactyla; Hippopotamidae
Gene: PBX1
Product: PBX homeobox 1
Exons: 9
Coding region: 710-2002 (430 amino acids)
Biological process (GO): embryonic organ development; brain development; eye development
Cellular component (GO): nucleus
Molecular function (GO): DNA-binding transcription factor activity, RNA polymerase II-specific; RNA polymerase II cis-regulatory region sequence-specific DNA binding
Source: RefSeq, a predicted model, not a curated record